UGUCUGUCAUUGAUGUCAUUGGCUUACUAAUUUUUAUAAAUUGCUAUUUUUUUCUAGCUAUUUCCGUUUUUCAGUUUUGCUUUAAUUUUAUUUUAAAUAGAGUUCGUUUGAAUUAAGUUUUACUAAUAUUUGAGUCGUGUUUGAAAAGCUGUUAUUAAAUUUCAUAAUGGCAUCGUUACCAAUCGUGUCUAUUACACGUCGAGAAACUUUCAGCUCCUGCCACAGGCUGCAUAGUCCAUUUCUUAGUGAUGAAGACAAUAAAAAAUUAUUUGGUAAAUGCAAUAAUCCAAAUGGGCAUGGACACAACUAUGUUGUUCUGGUGACAGUAAAAGGGCCAGUAGAUCCCCAAACUGGGAUGGUGAUGAAUGUACAUGAUCUCAAACAGUACAUGCAGCAAGCUAUUAUGGACCCCCUUGAUCACAAAAACUUGGACCAAGACGUGCCAUACUUUAAAGCUGUGGUAAGCACAACAGAGAACUUAGCAAUAUUUAUUUGGGAUCAACUUCAAAAAAUUAUGGACAAGCCACAGUUGCUACAUGAAGUUAAAAUAUUAGAAACUGAGAAGAACCAUGUAGUGUAUCGAGGUGGCUCUACGUAUCCUAGGAAGAAAUUUAAUUCGGCAGCACUACAUUCUAACCACCAUGAUGUUUCUUCAGAUUCUGAUUAGAUUUUGACAAAUAAAUGUUCCUUGAAUUUAAGAUAAAUGAAAUAUUCAAAUAUUUUGUACAUUUCA
Molecule: messenger RNA, 733 nt
Organism: Maniola jurtina (meadow brown)
Lineage: Eukaryota; Metazoa; Arthropoda; Insecta; Lepidoptera; Nymphalidae
Gene: purple
Product: 6-pyruvoyl tetrahydrobiopterin synthase
Exons: 4
Coding region: 167-667 (166 amino acids)
Biological process (GO): tetrahydrobiopterin biosynthetic process
Cellular component (GO): mitochondrion
Molecular function (GO): 6-pyruvoyltetrahydropterin synthase activity
Source: RefSeq, a predicted model, not a curated record